AACCUUACAGAACAUAUUGAUGAAGCUUGUCAAGGAAAUCGUGAAACGUAACAUGCCAAAAAUCAUUAUCCGUAGACAAGGAGUGGCUGAUAAUGAGAUCGACAUUGAUUACUUAGCUGAUUUGAAACCCCCUACAUUUCAAAAGCAGGAAUAUGAUAACAAUGAUUCUAAUAGUGAUUCUGAACAAGAAAAUGAAAUCGAUGAAGACGAACCAGCCGAACAGAGUUUAGAGGAUGAUAGAAAUAAUUCAGAACAAGAUUCGGACUCUAAUUUAGAUGAAGGCGAUGAUGACGAUGAUUACGAUGAACCACCAGGAGGUGGGGAUGGUGAGGGGGGUGGGAUUUUAGGUCUACUGGCUGGGCUCAGUGGAGGUGAUGGUCAGUCAGAUUUAGGAUCUCUUCUUGCGACAAUCAGUGGAAUUAUAGCUAAUUUAAGUGGUGAUGGCAUCGACCUUAAUGCUCUUAUUGCAUCCGGUAUAGGACUGUUCGUUGGAUUAUUGUCUGAAGGCGAAGAGAAUCCAGGAGCUAUAAUAGCGAGUUAUCUUCUUACGUCAUUGGAUACAAUCACCGGCGGUGGAGCAAAAAAUAAUGGAGCAUUCUUUGGAAAAUUCUUAUCGAAGUUGGUUAAGGGCACGAGCGCUGCAGGAGAUCCAGAUGCAAGUUCUGAAGAAGAAGACAAUGGAAACAAAAUGAUUAUGGCAGACUCUGCUGGAUUUUUCCUAAGCUUCAUAACGUCUAUCCUAGGAGAUAUGUCUAAGAGCAGCUCUAGCUCCCACCCAUGGAGAAGAUAUUUUAAAGAAAAUUAUUGAGACUGUUUUAUUUUAGUGAAUAAGUUAAAAUAUAUGUUACUCAUAUUCUGCGUUUUUCAG
Vanessa tameamea is the source of this 868-nucleotide messenger RNA. RefSeq lists its product as uncharacterized. Bases 20 to 808 code for a protein of 262 amino acids. The transcript has 6 exons. Lineage: Eukaryota; Metazoa; Arthropoda; Insecta; Lepidoptera; Nymphalidae. The record is from RefSeq and is a predicted model, not a curated record.